AUGGCAAUGAUGAUAGGGAAGCGUAAGCAGAAGGUUCCGUUUCAUAUACCUUCGAUUAGAAGGCCACAGGAUGAGUACAACAUACGUGUUAACAACGCUAAUGUGCCUUUUGAGCAUGUUUGGUUGCAAAAGAGUGCUGAUGGUGAGAGGUUUAUUCAUCCAUUGGAAAAGCUUUCUGUUUUGGAUUUCAUUGAUAGAGGUGUUGGGGAUGUUGUGCCAUUGAAGCCUCCCUCAACAGAAAGCACCCCUUUCAAGUUUGUUGAGAAAGUCAAAGAUUUGAAGGAGUUGGCUGUUAAGCUGCAUUCAGUGGAUGAAUUUGCUGUUGAUUUGGAACAUAAUCAGUAUCGGUCUUUCCAAGGUUUGACUUGCCUCAUGCAAAUCUCAACAAGGACUGAAGAUUUUGUUGUUGACACUCUGAAGCUUCGCAAUCAUAUUGGGUCUUAUCUAAGGGAAGUGUUCAAGGACCCUUCCAAGAGGAAGGUCAUGCAUGGUGCUGAUCGAGAUAUUGUGUGGCUUCAACGAGACUUUGGCAUCUACGUGUGUAAUUUGUUUGACACUCACCAGGCUUCAAGGAUGCUAAAAUUGGAGAGGAACACUUUGGAGUAUCUUCUGCAUCAUUAUUGUGGUGUCAUUGCAAACAAAGAAUAUAGUACUGCUGAUUGGAGACUACGCCCUUUCCCUGAUGAGAUGCUAAAAUAUGCCAGAGAAGAUACUCAUUAUUUGCUGCAUAUAUAUGAUUUGAUGAGGAUUGAGUUAUUUUCUUUGCCUAAGGAUUCUGAAAGUUCUGAUACUCCUCUGGUGGAGGUUUACAAACGCAGCUACAAUGUCUGCAUGAAGCUAUAUGAGAAAGAACUUAUAACAAAAAACUCAUACCUUGGUAUAUAUGGAUUGCAAGAGGCUGGUUUCAAUGCUCAGCAGCUUGCCAUUGUUUCAGGACUAUAUGGAUUUCGGGACAUGCUGGCACGUGCAGAGGAUGAGAGUACUGGUUAUGUAUUGCCAAAUAAAUCUGUUCUUGAAAUUGCCAAGCAGAUGCCUCUCACAACAAGACAGUUAGAUCGACUGCUCAUUUCAAAACACCCCUAUGUUGAACACAAUCUUGAUAUUGAUGUCAACAUCAUUAGGAACUCAAUUCAAAAUGCUGCUGCCUUUGAAGAAGCUGCUCAACAAUUGAAACAAGGACAUGUUGCCUCCUUUGAAGGAGCUGCUCAACAAUUGAAACAAGGACAUGCUGCUGCUAUUGCAUCAGAUGCACUACCGGUUACAUAUCCCCUACCCCAUAGACAAAAACCCACUUCGGCCAACUCUGCUUAUGUAGUAGUAUAUACACCUUUGCCUUACUGGUGUGUAACCCCUGUCAAAUUUUACUGGUGUGUAACCCCUGUCAAAUUUUAG
Molecule: messenger RNA, 1392 nt
Organism: Gastrolobium bilobum
Lineage: Eukaryota; Viridiplantae; Streptophyta; Magnoliopsida; Fabales; Fabaceae
Product: protein RRP6-like 2
Exons: 1
Coding region: 1-1392 (463 amino acids)
Biological process (GO): nuclear polyadenylation-dependent antisense transcript catabolic process; poly(A)-dependent snoRNA 3'-end processing; nuclear polyadenylation-dependent rRNA catabolic process
Cellular component (GO): nuclear exosome (RNase complex); nucleolus
Molecular function (GO): 3'-5'-RNA exonuclease activity; nucleic acid binding; nucleotide binding
Source: RefSeq, a predicted model, not a curated record